This is a messenger RNA of Chenopodium quinoa (quinoa), 2661 nucleotides long. RefSeq names its product beta-glucosidase BoGH3B-like. Bases 541 to 2514 code for a protein of 657 amino acids. The record is from RefSeq and is a predicted model, not a curated record. Gene Ontology annotation, biological process: glucan catabolic process. Gene Ontology annotation, molecular function: beta-glucosidase activity. Lineage: Eukaryota; Viridiplantae; Streptophyta; Magnoliopsida; Caryophyllales; Amaranthaceae. The transcript has 11 exons.
UAUUUAUCGACAUGUAAACCAAUAAAAAAAGUAGAAUCAGGCUGCAAUUUACAAUUUAUAAAAACUUUUGGGCUGCAAUUUGCAUUUUUUUUUUAAAUGGUUCUAAUUUACAAAACAAUAAUAACUUUAAAUAGCUGCAAUUUACAAAUUUUUGUUUAUAAACAUAAAACGUUUAGGUAUGUGAUUAACCUAAUCCUCCUCCAAUAACUUAUAUAGUCUUCAAAUCUUUCUUUCAAAAAAAAAAAAAAAAAAAAACUUAGUUUUCAAAAAUUGAAAACAAAUAAUUGAAAAUGAAAAUUCACCGCCACAACAAUGCUUAGAUACUUUAUCAAUUGUAUUUAUAGAAAGAUAAAAAAAUCCAACAGACCAAAAAUAAACACUGAAAAAGCAUCUCUCAUAACCCCUUUAUUGGGCAGUCUACUCUCCCACUAGUCUACUUCUCCACUGCUACCACUUCUGUUCUGCCUAAUAUCGCAAACUCAAACCAUCUCAUUUUCUUCCUCUCAAAUCUCAGCAUUACGUAGAGCAUUGGGAUUCAACAUGUCGAGGUUGGUAGUUUGGCUAGUGGUUAACAUUGUGUUACUAUGCUGUUGGAGAACUUCAGCAGAUACAGAGUAUGUUUUAUAUAAGGAUCCGAAACAAUCAGCUUCAGCUCGAGUCAAGGAUCUUUUGGGCAGAAUGACUUUGGAUGAGAAGAUUGGUCAGAUGACUCAGAUAGAUCGAACGAAGGCAACUCCUGAAGUAAUGAAGACUUACUCUAUUGGGAGUGUCUUGAGUGGUGGUGGCAGUACACCUUUGCCACAGGCUACUGCUAAAGAUUGGAUGGAUAUGGUUGAUGGAUUUCAGAAAUCCGCCUUGACUAGCCGUCUCGGAAUACCUAUGAUAUAUGGAAUCGAUGCUGUCCAUGGACACAAUAAUGUAUAUAAUGCAACAAUGUUCCCACAUAAUGUUGGUCUUGGUGCUACCAGGGAUCCUGACCUUGUGAAGAGGAUUGGUGCUGCAACAGCUCUUGAAGUUAGAGCCACUGGGAUUCCGUACACAUUUGCUCCUUGUAUAGCGGUUUGUAGAGAUCCAAGAUGGGGUCGUUGUUAUGAAAGUUACAGUGAGGAUCACAAGAUUGUUCAGGAUAUGACAGAAAUCAUCUAUGGUUUGCAAGGAGAACCUCCUGCAUCACGAAAGGGCAUUCCUUACGUCGGAGGAAAGGACAAAGUUGCUGCUUGUGCAAAGCAUUUUGUUGGAGAUGGAGGGACGACUAGAGGAAUUAAUGAAAACAACACUUUGACUGACAUGCAUGGAUUGCUUAGCAUUCAUAUGCCUGCAUACUCUGAUUCUAUUAUCAAAGGUGUUUCAACAGUUAUGGUUUCAUACUCCAGCUGGAAUGGAGUAAAGAUGCAUGCAAAUCGUGAUUUAAUCACGGGAUUUCUGAAAAAUACCAUGAAAUUCAAGGGUUUUGUCAUCUCAGAUUGGCAAGGAAUUGAUCGGAUUACUACACCGCCUGGUGCCAACUAUACAUACUCAGUGUUGGCUGGGAUUCAAGCUGGCAUAGACAUGAUCAUGGUUCCAUAUGAUUUCAAUGUGUUCAUAAGUGAUCUAACACAACUAGUGAAAAGCAACGAGAUCCCUAUGGAGCGUAUUGAUGAUGCUGUAUCGAGGAUCUUGUUUGUCAAGUUCACAAUGGGCCUUUUUGAGAACCCUUUUGGUGAUCCCAGUCUUACAAAGGAGCUGGGAAGUGAGCCCCACAGGGAUUUGGCUAGAGAAGCGGUGAGAAAAUCACUUGUUCUACUGAAAAAUGGUAAACCCGGACAAGCUCCGGUGCUUCCCCUUCCCAAACGAGCAUCAAAGGUACUAGUUGCUGGUGAGUAUGCUGAUAAUCUGGGUUAUCAAUGUGGAGGAUGGACAAUUAAUUGGCAAGGAUUCACUGACAGCAAAUCCACAAGAGGAACAACCAUCCUUAGUGCCGUAAAAUCUGCAAUUGAUCCAAGCACCGAGCUGGUAUUCCAGGAAAAUCCUACUGAAGACUUUGUAAAGUCCAACAAUUUUGAUUAUGCUAUUGUUGUCGUGGGGGAGCCCCCUUAUGCAGAAACUGCUGGAGACAGUGAGAACCUCACGAUGGCUGAUCCUGGCCCAACUGUCAUUAACAAUGUCUGUGGGGCUGUGCAGUGUGUUGUCAUAAUCAUAUCUGGCCGGCCUCUUGUCAUUGAACCUUACAUGAAUACAAUCCACGCCUUAGUGGCAGCAUGGUUGCCUGGGACAGAAGGUCAGGGAGUGGCUGAUGUUUUGUUUGGUGACCACGAAUUCACUGGAAAGUUGGCCAGAACUUGGUUUAAGACUGUAGAUCAGCUCCCAAUGAACAGCGGGGAUCCACAUUAUGACCCUCUCUUCCCCUUAGGCUUUGGACUCCAAACGGUGUCACUCGUCACUAGAUCUGUAUCGGCUGCUGCGAAUGGAGGGCCAUGCAUUUUCAUGUUCACUGCUUCUCUAUUUAUCAGUUUAUACGUUAAAGUUGCAUUAUGAUAGUAGAGUUCCAGGAGGAAUUGAUUAGAUUUAGAUUUGUUGGAUUAAUUAUGUUUAGUACAUUCUUUAUCCUCCAUUAUCUUUUUAUUCUUAAUUUCAUUUGCUUACAUUACCAUCAAUUUCUAUUCCUUCCCUUAAUUUAUUUCA